CGUAAUCUUGUUUAGCACUUUCGCAACCACAGCAGGUCCGUUUUGCGGUCGAAAAUAAAGCUGAUGAGUGCCACCAGCUGCAAUUUUGAUUUUGCGUGCAAGCUCCGAUUUUUCCUCCUCGAGCUCUUGUUCACUUCAUUUCACUUCACACGCUAGAGAUGCGCGUGCUUUCCCCCGUCCUCUUUCCACAUUAACCGCGGCAUUAACGUCAUCAGCCGAAACAAACGCAGAGGGGCGGAACGGAACCGGAGAGAGAAACAAGGCACCUGGCGGUGGUGGCCUGGUGGGCGAGGCCAGAGGAGCGCGGCGCGGGGCGGAGGCAAAGGCAAGGCAAGGCAACCCACCAAGCAGGCGGAGCCGCGAGCGACCGUGGCAGAGUUCAGGUCCAGUCUCCAGUCCAGUACACUCCCACUCCACACCAUCACCACCGCCGCCGCCGCCGCGACGAAGGGGCGAGCAGAGAGGGAGAGUACGAGGGCCGAGGGCAGGGAGACGAGGCCGAGAGAUCCCCCCAGGACCCGGCGGCGAGAUGGGCAUUCGCAGAGCUCGCCGGUUCCUCUUCCUGGCGGUCUUCGUCCUGCUGCUCCACGCGCCGCCGCCCGCGUCGUGCGCCGACAUCUACGCGCUCAUCUACAAGGGCUGCGCCAACCAGAGCUUCCCGGGCGGGGUGGCGCCCGCGAGCAUCGCGGCCCUCUCCUCCACGCUCUCGACGCAGUCCGCCUCCGCCAAGUUCUACAAGACCUCCUCGUCCUCGGCCUCGACGGCUUCCUCCACCUCCGUCUUCGGCCUCUUCCAGUGCCGCGGGGACCUCUCGGCCUCCGACUGCGCCGCCUGCGUGUCCCGCGCCGUGUCCUCCUGGCAGGGCGUCUGCGGCGCCUCCGUCGCCGCGCGGGUCCAGCUCGCCGGCUGCCUCGCGCUCUACGAGGUGUCCGGGUUCCCCCAGGUCUCCGGCAUCCAGAUGCUCUUCAAGACCUGCGGCACGGGCGGCGGCGGCGGCGGGGGUGAUUUCGAGAUGCGCAGGGACACCGCCUUCUCUGCGCUCGAGAGCGGCGUCGCCACCAGCUCCGGCGGCUUCGUCGCCACCAGCUACCAGGCCGUCUACGCCAUGGCGCAGUGCGAGGGCGACCUCUCCACGGGGGACUGCAGCCAGUGCGUCAACCAGGCCGUGCAGCACGUCGAGGUCGAGUGCGGCGGCGCGCCCUCAGGACAGGUCUACCUCGACAAGUGCUACAUUAGCUACAGCUACUACCCGCACGGCGUGCCCCACGGCGGCGGCGCGGGAGGGCAGCAGACAGCAAAGACUGUAGCCAUUGUGCUCGGGGGAGCUGUAGGCCUGGGUUUCGUGGUCAUCUGCUUGCUUUUCGCUAGGAGCCUGGUCAAGAAGAAGGAUGAAUACUGAUGGAAGAGCACGGGAGGAGAAUCUGGACAAAGGCAUUGGGAGGGGCAUGGUAUGGCAUUUUGAUGGUAGGGUUGUGUAUGUUUGUUUCUUCAAGGUGGUGACUGGCGAGUGGAAUACAGAGGGGGUGUUUUUUGGCUCUUCUUCCUCUGGCCAUGUGAGGGUGCCACCCCUCCAUGAUGACAGAGAGGGGAAAAAGAGGUGGGAAGCUGUUCAGGAAAGAAGCUGUCCACUUCUGGGGGGCUAUUUUGAUUCUGAAUUAAAAUUGGUAGAUGAGCUCGGGGGUGUCAUCUUCUUAGCCUCUCCUGCUUUAGGGUUCUAGGAGUACAUUGAUUCUCUUGUAUUUUUUUUCCGCCAAAUGAAAAUACUUGUUAGGUCUAGGCUGAACGCACUUAGUCUCUUGUUUAAGGUUGCAGGAGCAGGUUUAGAGUCAAUUUGGUUGGUUUGUUAUGGAAAAUUAUUUUCCAUAUGCACUAGAACCAGAUUUAACUCUAGGGUUUGGUAGUAGUUGGUGCUACCACCAUUGGUUAAUUGGUCGCUAGCGCUGCUGUAUGGACAUUGCUGACCUGAUAACCACACAGCUGUGCUGCUGUGCAGCUGUUUUCUUCUUUUGACUUGUGGCUAUUCGUCGUAUGUUCCUGAAUGCUUGCCUGAAAA
This is a messenger RNA of Sorghum bicolor (sorghum), 2053 nucleotides long. RefSeq names its product cysteine-rich repeat secretory protein 11. NCBI's taxonomy places the organism in Eukaryota, Viridiplantae, Streptophyta, Magnoliopsida, Poales, Poaceae. Gene Ontology annotation, cellular component: plasmodesma. Gene Ontology annotation, biological process: transport of virus in multicellular host; plasmodesmata-mediated intercellular transport. Bases 530 to 1399 code for a protein of 289 amino acids. The record is from RefSeq and is a predicted model, not a curated record. The transcript is spliced from 3 exons.